AUGGGUUUAUUUGGCGCAUUAGCAGGAGUUGCAUCCAGAUUUUUGCCCGCAGUGGGAACAAUAGCCAGAGGUGUAUUUGGAGUUGGAAGGAAGAUUUUGAGUACAUUAGGUAUACUUAAAGAGAAAGCACAACCUAUUAUACAAACUGUACAGAAAGGUUGGGAUGUAGCACGAGAUGCAACAAAUCUUAUUCCAAAUCCUGAAACAAGAGGAAAAGUUCAAGGAUGGAUGGACAAUGUAGGAAGACAAGCAGGAAACUAUUAUAACAAAGCA
Molecule: messenger RNA, 273 nt
Organism: Trichomonas vaginalis G3
Lineage: Eukaryota; Parabasalia; Trichomonadida; Trichomonadidae
Exons: 1
Source: RefSeq, a predicted model, not a curated record